AUGACGCCGAGAACGCCUGGAUUUGGGGGCACUCCAACAGCACGAUCCACAUUUCUCUCCUACAAACUACAAUGCGGCGUCGGAACGACUUUAGGCAGCGUUGAAGAUAUGGUUGGGGCCCUGGAAUCCGAGCCAGUUCAAAUGCGGAGUGCGCGAGACACUGAACGGCUGCUCCAGAGCGACUUCUGCGACAGAGAACUUAUUGCAGAGCAACUCCGACAAAAAUCUCUACUCGAUGACGUGUACGAUGCAGGAAACGGGAAAAUUUGGAAAGUGGCCCAGUUCUCGAUGUUCCCUUCGGACUGCAAAGGCAGCUUCCAGCACCGAACACGGUCAGGGGAUAAACUGCAAGAAAUCUCCGAGUGGCUUCAGGAGUACAAAAGGCUCGACUGUCUUCCCGAAAUGCUCGCGAAAGGCGCUUCCCCAGCGAAUCCGUCUUUCUUCCUCGACCUGUGUGCUGGCCCAGGGACCUGGUCUGAUUGGCUUCUGGACGAAAUCGAUUUCAUCGACCAGACACGAUUGGACGGCGAUGCGCAUUCGCUUUCUCCUGAUAUCUCUCCACAGACCGCCACAGAGGAAGAUAGGUCAACGAGGCUGGCUGCAGGUCGGCUCUCUGGACCAAGCUGCUACGGGUUCGGCAUCUCUCUCAACAUUUCUGACCUCACUGCAAUGAGAGACACAAAGUUCUGGCAUAUCGCGAAAGAAGUCACGGAACGGCCCAAUUACGAAAGCAUAACGGCGUUGAACAACAGCGGCAAUCUCUAUUGCUCGAAAAACCUCAAACUAAUGAAACAGAAAAUCGAACUGCGAGUGGCUGAGAUUCGGGAGCAGUGCGCAGCCCUCUUGCCCCAAGCGGACUCCGCACCCGCGAGCAAACAGAGUCUUUCCUUCAGAGAUCAAAGGAGCCCCUCUCGAUCUUCACGACCACGAAGAUCUGGUGACAAAGGAGUCAUCAAGCUCAUCGUUGCCGAUGGCGGCAUCACCAUACCAAAGAAGUCUGCAACGGGGCAGCACUUGGACAACUACCAGGAGCUCCUGACCGGGCGGCUGUUGCUCUCGGAGUUCCUUAUUGCUUUCCAACUUCUCCAGCAAGGCGGCACCUUCAUUUGCACGGUCUUUGACUCCUUCACAGCGUUCACCGCCUCCCUCUUGUACCUCUGCACUGCGUUGUUUGAAGAGGUUUACAUGGUCAAGCCUUCUCGAAAUCGGUGGACGAACUCGGAAAGACAACUUGUCGCUCUAAAGUUCCGCCGUUUCCGCUCCGUCAACCUCGGCGCCUUGGUCGCUGCAUCGACGGAAGCGGGGGGAAAACCGCACUCCUUACCUUCUCCCGCGUUUGCCCCAGCAGCCCCUCGCCCGGAAAUGUCUUCCUCUUCGCUGUCCUCUUCCGUUUCCCUGGCGAAGCGGGCACCAGUGAUGUUUCCGCGCGUCUCACGCGUGUACAGUGCGACGGUCUCAAAGUUGACGCAAGUGCACGAGGCGCUGUCUGAAGCCGCGACGCCAACCGACUACUACACAGUUCUCCCGGAAACGCUUCUCCGCCGGUCGUUCCUGAAGGGUGACGCGUUAUUUGUCGAGUCGUACCGGCGUAUGUGCGUCGAGCUCUGUCGGCUGCAGUGCAUCAGCCUGCAACAGACCUACGCAAAGUUCCUCGAGCUACAGCGAAACCCUGGCCAGCUCCAGGAGCUGAGACAGCGACAGCGGACGCUCGAGCGCUGCAUGAAUGCACUCAAAGGCAGUGCAGCGAUCGCUUCGAUUUCCACGAUGGGCCGGCCGCCCUCAUGCGACGCCAGUCAGUACGCAGGCGACACGCCGUCGCCCUACGGAGGCGACAGGACGCGCCGGACGCUCGACUUCUCCGCACUCAGUCCGGGCACGCAUUUCAACGGCAAAUACGCAUGCGCGACGGAGCGAGGCCCUCAUUCUCCGGGAGCAGAAGACCGGAGCGGUGGAAGCAGCGUCGCCCGAACGCUCGGCUCCGCUUUCUCGCCAGCGAGCUCCGGAGAGGACGACCACGGCGGCCGUCUACGGAACGCGGCCGAGGAAGCGCGGGAAAAAGAAAUGGAAGCAGACUGGUGGCGCGUCGGGGAACGGCGGCGACAGAGAGGGAAAGCAACGGAAGCGCUAGGCAACAAGACGGUACCAGAACCCGAAGUGCAGCACCAGACGCAGGCAACGGUAGGUAAGAACCCGACUGCUGAUUUGGCGUCUUCCUCGUGUUCCUGGGUUUCUGGAGGGGCGAGCGCCUUGUCUUGGAGGAGACAGGACGAGGCAAGGCACGAUCCAGGAAGCCUGCCAAGUGGCGAUGUGGAACCGUCGACGCGGCAAAACGCAGACCAAGCGGACCCUCGUCAAACGGCGCCCUGCCGCUCUUCAGCGCCUCCGUCGUCGACCGCGCUGGGUGUCCCCAUCUCAAACGCCGACUUUUGGUGCGGCCUGCUGCGCAGUCCGGACAGAAUGCCGACAGGCGAGAGUUCCAAACACCGACCUACACCUGUUUCGGCAAGGGAGGCUGCAGAGGAACGUGCCGCGAAGGCCGAGGGCGAGUCAGCCAGGCAGAUGGAAGAAGCGGAAGCGGAGGUGGAGGCAGCAGACAGCGCGGGGAAGACAGGGGACGGAGCGACGAAGCGGGGAGAAGCCGAAAAGGCGGAAGAGAUUACGAACGGAAUCGACGCAGAAGUGAUUUCUUUGAUUCAGGCCCCCGAAGUGGAUUUGGCCGAGGAGGCCCUACAGGACGAGGCCUUGUGCAGUCAAUCGCGAAGCAUUCUCCUCUCUCAGGCAAUGGGAGAAGAUGAUCUGGUCGCGCCUCUGAGUCAGCCGCACCGGCAGACGGGAAUAUCCGUGUCUGCCGAGGACACAAACGAUGCACGCGUUCCUUCCAGAACCCGUACGACGCCGUCCACGUUUGUCCUCGCAGCGCUCUCUGGAGAACAGAGAGAAACGCGGGAGGCCGCCGAAAGGGAGAGCGGCGGGGUGCUGAAUGGGACGGGGAGCCCGGGAGAGAGGGGAGCGGAAUCUCGCGAGGGAUCCUCGUCAGAAGAAGCAGAAGAAGAAAACGCAGCUCACACUGCCGUGUCGCUUAUCGAAUCGGUCCUGGACUGCGAUCUCGGAGAACUCAAUGCCAAGGGCGAGGCGCUUGCAACACGCGUCAUGCACACAGUGAGCGCAAGGCUUACGUGCUUCAACUCAAUGGCAGAACCUCCUUACUCUACUGUGGAAGGUGACAGGUGGAAACAGCCAGAGACGUUUUCAGCGCAACUGCCGUUUCCCUCGAUGUCGCCCGGCCUCGCCGCGCCCACAGGGCCCGAGCCGCCCGUGAGCUCGGCUGUCUCCGCUCCGUUGCUCGCCUCUCCUCCGGGAGUCGCCCGACGCGCAGCCUCACGGGAGGAAGGAAAGCCGAAGGGAACAGCGGGAACGGCGAACACCGAGGGCGAGAAAGCGCGCAAGCUUGUGGACGCAGAGGCGGGACAACGUGCCCCGACAAUGAGUUUACCGGAAACGCCAGGCCGACGCAUCGACACACACGUGACAGCAUCUGCACAGGCGCCGGAAGAGAGCGACCGCAAAACAGACGGCGCGCCUCUGCGAAGCGGCGACGUCUCGGGCGAAAAAGAUCCUGGAGAUGUGGUCUGCGUUCUCGCGCCGCCGAUGCCGAAAGCGGCUCUCUCUUCACAGCCGAACGGGAGAGGGCGGACGGGGAGAAGCCCCGCUCUGGAAAACUCAGUUCGACGCAGAAUCACCAACAAAGUUUUAAGGACUCUUAACGCUCACCUGCACGGCCAGGGCGGCCCGAGUGGAAGUUGUCUCGUUGGUCUCGCUGACACAAACGAGAAGGCGACACCUACGGAGGCGCUGUCGAGAGCGGGAAAACAAACGCAAAGUCCCCCAAAACGGGAGAGCUUAACCCCUGAGGAAGUCGCCAGCUUUCUCCACGGAACCGUUGGGAGAGCAGAACGAUGCGAGGGCGGCAACGCUCAUGAGAGACAGAGAGCGCCUCUCUCUUGGAAGCACGCAACCGUUGAAGAAGAUGGGAUCAGCACAGUCAGUACACUCCCUACAGAGACAAUUGAUAUUGCUGUCGGCAUUCAUGUGGAUGAGAGUCCCUGA
Messenger RNA from Neospora caninum, 4107 nucleotides. RefSeq names its product FtsJ methyltransferase domain-containing protein 2, related. The record is from RefSeq and is a predicted model, not a curated record. Gene Ontology annotation, molecular function: methyltransferase cap1 activity. The coding region runs from base 1 to 4107 and encodes 1368 amino acids. Gene Ontology annotation, biological process: 7-methylguanosine mRNA capping. The transcript has 7 exons. NCBI's taxonomy places the organism in Eukaryota, Apicomplexa, Conoidasida, Eucoccidiorida, Sarcocystidae. Gene Ontology annotation, cellular component: cytoplasm; nucleus.